Molecule: messenger RNA, 1938 nt
Organism: Pedinophyceae sp. YPF-701
Lineage: Eukaryota; Viridiplantae; Chlorophyta; Pedinophyceae
Source: the annotation of a GenBank genome assembly
AUGGACGCCCCCCCGGACGCGCAGCCCGGAGGCUCGAGAUCCUCGCAGCAACACGACCAGGCUGGUCCCAGCCUCGUCGACCUCCUCAGGGAAGUGCCGACGAUCGGGGACCUCCUGCCCGCCGCCUCCGCGCUGUGCGCGGCGCUGACGUGCUGGGAGGCCCUCAUCGCGCUGCUGGUGCACGGCAGGCGGACGAGGGUCGGCGACGUCGAGUGGCGGCGCUUGCCGGGCGCGGCGGAGGAGAGCCUGGUGCUGGUUCGACAGGACCAGCUCCAGGGUCUUGUCCUGCACCUGGGCGUCAAGCCGCGCGGAGCGCUGCUGCGCGGCAUCGCCCAGCGCCUGUGCGACGGUGCGUGCGUCGUCGGGGAGGUGGAGUUCGCCGGCGCCCGCCUCGGCGCCGAGCAAGCACGCGCGCUGCACCACGCAGCGUGCUGCGCGGUGCUGCGGGACGAAGACCUCGCCACGGAGGCGGGACGCGUGGCGGCGCUCGACCGCAUCCUGCGGACGCCCCACGGCGCCGCGCUGCGCGUCCACGCGCUGACGGUCCCGCCCGCGCACUUGCGCGAGGGCCCGCCUGCGCUCCGGGGCGAGCGAGCGAGCGUGCUGCGCUCCGUGCUGGGCAGCGCGGCAGUGCGCGGGCACGUGCGGAAGCUCGUGCUCGCCGGCGUCGACAUGCGGGAGGAGUCGGGGCCCAUCUUCGCGACCCUCAUGGACGCGCAGCACCUGCGCGUCCUCAACGUCUCUGACAGCAACGUCGACACAGCGGGCGCGCUGGCGCUCGCGAGGCUGGUCGCGCAGUCGUCGACGCUGCGCGAGCUGGAGAUGAAGGGCGUCAAGGGCGCAGACGAGGAGGACGUGGCGGCUAUCGCGGAGGCAGCUGUCACGCAGAGCAGCGUGACGGCGCUGAGCUGCGACCUCUCCGCGGCUCGCGUCGACGCAAUCGACGACCACAGCUGCGGGCCUACGGAGCGUCUCUCCAUGACCGCCAGCUGCCUCGACUUGGAGGAGUUUGAGUCUGCAGGCAACGCGGUCAAACUUCUGACAGACUUGCGUCUGUCCAGGAUUUCGGGCGACGACAUCGGCCGUCUCGCCGACAUGGUCGAGCGAACCACAAAGCUGCAGACGCUGCACGUGUCAGACAGCAGUUGCGCAGGGGAUCCAGUCAACUUUAUUAUAAUGGCGCUCCAGGUGUUGCACACGUUCCUGCUGACGCAUGACAAAGGCAUGGGACACCGCGCCCUGUCCAUGCUUCUGGCGACCCUCGGACACAAUUUGGACUGGAUGGCGGACGCAUUCUUCUCGCACGGCAGCGCCCCGGCGAUGCUGGCACUGGCGCCGUCGCUGCGGGAGCUCCACCUGAUCGCGCUCCAUCUGAACGACGAUGCCGCGCGGCAUCUCGCCGUCGCGCUCACGGGGAACACCACCCUCCGCGAGCUCGACAUCUCGGACAACUGGCUCGGGACGCCGGGCGUGCAGGUCCUCCUAUGCGCAGCCGGGCGCAGCAGGCUGGAGACGUUCGCCAUGGAAGCGAACGUCUUCCCGUUCGCCGGCGCCGCGGCGACGCUCAGCGACGUCCUGGAGAGCGCGACGCUGCGCUCGCUAAAGCUCGGCGCCCGCCUGGCGAAAUGCAAGGGGACGGAGGGCCCGCGACGCAUCGAUCUCGUGGGCGUCGCCGCGUUCGCCCACUGCCUGUCCAGCCACCCGGCGCUGGGCAUCCUCGUGCUCACGGGCCUCGCCUGCAGCGACGCCGACGGCAUUGCGCUCGCUGGCGCCCUGAGCGUCAACACCGCCCUCCGCUCCGUGGCGCUGGACCACGCGCAGCUGAGCGACAACUGCAGGGCGCAGCUUGCGGACGCGCUGUCCCGCAACGCCAAUCUGCAGCACGUGUCGCUGAGAGGCGACGAGAGCAUGGGCGACGCGGCGGCGGCCGAGCUCUGA